Molecule: messenger RNA, 985 nt
Organism: Drosophila yakuba
Lineage: Eukaryota; Metazoa; Arthropoda; Insecta; Diptera; Drosophilidae
Exons: 1
Coding region: 54-965 (303 amino acids)
Source: RefSeq, a predicted model, not a curated record
UUAAAAAAAUCCUUCAAACUCUGCUGGAAAUUACUUACAAAUAAUCAAGAACUAUGAGACAAAAGUGGAAAGCUCUGUUGCUAUUGCUUCAGCUGCUGGCUUAUUUAAAAUCGGGUCAAGCAAUUUGGUUUCCCUGGUACUUCCAGCGCUACGGAUUGGCCCCGCAUUCCUCCCGACAUGGCGGAGGUUACAAAAACAAGACAGACUCCGGGUCAACCUGUCCACCUGGGUACGAAAUGAAGUCAUCAGCGGCAGGAUUGACGGGGGGAAUAGCUGGAUGUGAACGCGUAUUUGGACCGAGAGUGGGAAACGCAGAACGCCUUUGCGACGAUAAUCCCGUGCUGAUGCAACUGGCGCGUCUCUAUGUGGUAAGUCCUGAGAGGAUUGUACUGCUCCUGGCGCAACCCUCUCUAACCGAAUCCUGCGCCGAGAUCACCGAUGUGCUGGGCAACAUACGGAAGUCCAUGCGCAACUGUGUCCUGGCCCCGGAUAACAUCUACGGGAGACUUGCGGAUGGGCUGAGCUACUUUCAAUCGGAGGUCUGCGAGGGGGGCGAAGGCAGCAACAGGAAGCGAUGCACCGGACUCCAAGAGUCGCACAACUGCCUGAAGGAACUCCGGACGGACAUGAUCGAGUGCGAGGCACCGGCUGAUUGGUACGAACGCACGAAUGCUAGCAAGGUGUGCCACAUCUUCAACGACGUCCUGAACUGUUAUUAUACAAGGGCAGCCUUGUUGUGCGGACUCGAGGUCGCCAGGCAGCUGAGGUCCUUCGCAGGAGAUAGUAUGGGCAGGGCCAUGAUCCACAAGUGCGAGAUUAGCAAAAGGCUGCCCCGGGUUGAUAAUGCCAUGCCGAUCAACGCAUAUAGUGGAACUAGCUUAAGGUCGUCAGAAAUGGAAUGUGCUUUAAGUUCUUUGGUUGUUUUUGUUAUUUAUUUUGCAGGGAUUAAAUAUUUAUUUGGAUAAAAAGAGCAAGUUGUGAUAAA